UUCCACUCUUUGUAUCGACGACAGCAAUCGCAAUUCCAGUGUCCAGCUAACAUGUCGAAACUACUCCUCUUAGGAAACAUCUUAAUAUUCGUACUCAGCACUGCCAUCGCCGAUAAAAUGGACGAUUGGCAGGAAUGCGUUGAAUCUAAAGGACUGACCAUGAUGGAAGUUUUCUACGCCACGGAGGAAAACCACGAGAUCCUCUGCGUGGCCAAAUGCUUGAUGAUGAAGAUGCUGGAGGCCGGGGAAUCGGUUAGUGAGCAUGAGAAGGAGAUAUUGGAACCGUUAGAAUGCGAUUAA
This is a messenger RNA of Phyllotreta striolata, 300 nucleotides long. Lineage: Eukaryota; Metazoa; Arthropoda; Insecta; Coleoptera; Chrysomelidae. The record is from the annotation of a GenBank genome assembly.